Molecule: messenger RNA, 763 nt
Organism: Paramecium primaurelia
Lineage: Eukaryota; Ciliophora; Oligohymenophorea; Peniculida; Parameciidae
Source: the annotation of a GenBank genome assembly
AUGAUCACUAACAAUUAUUUAACCAGCAAAUUACUUAAGAAAUCAAAUAUUGAGAAUAGAUAAGUUAAUGAUAAUUUAAGUAAGAAUGAUAAGGAGAAUUAUUAUAAGUAAUGGGAAGAAAGUCUUAAAAGAAAGGAACGUUUAGUAUAUAUUAUUUUUAUAUAGAAUAUAGUUGGAAUCUAAACAUCAGGAAUUAAAAAUCUAUUCUAAAAAUCUUCAAAUAUAGAGUCAGGGACUCUUAAAAGAAAAAUUAGAUUUGGGGGAGAAAAUUGAAAAAUAUAAUAGAUUGUUGGAAUAAAUUAUUGAUCAAUAGACAUCUGAUAAAUAAUUAAAGAAAUCUAGUUCUUUGAUACCAUAAGCUUAUAUAAAAUCAAAUAAAAAUGGAAUAAAUGAAUGUAAAGAAAGAGUAGGAAAUUUAUUGAAGAAUAUAAGACUAACAAGCAAGAGUCAUCUAAAAACCUAAUAAGGUUCAUAUUUUAGCAAUAGGACUGAAUUUGAAGAAAUUCUCUUCAGUAAAAGGAACAAUCAUUCUUGCUCAUUUACAGGAAUUAUUAAUUUAAGGAAUAAAGAAGAAUUAAUAUCAAAAUAAUAAUAAGAAUAAUAACGUAAUAGUAAAGAAAAUAAGGAAAGAUUUAGCCAUUAAAAUACUACUUAAGAUGAGUUAAUCAAUCAUUAAAAAUCAUUAUAAUAAUUAGAAGACAAUCAAAAGUAUUUUUAUUCUAAAGUAUAUGAAGAGUUAAAUAAAUUAAAAAAACAAUAAUGA